Molecule: messenger RNA, 573 nt
Organism: Anopheles bellator
Lineage: Eukaryota; Metazoa; Arthropoda; Insecta; Diptera; Culicidae
Gene: nw
Product: C-type lectin 37Da
Exons: 3
Coding region: 1-573 (190 amino acids)
Biological process (GO): biological process involved in interspecies interaction between organisms
Cellular component (GO): external side of plasma membrane
Molecular function (GO): carbohydrate binding
Source: RefSeq, a predicted model, not a curated record
AUGAAGUCCCUCAUUCUGUGUCUCGUGUGUGUGCUGGCGUACGCUGGAGGCCAACGGAUCACCACCAUCCAGCUGGACGGUGUGCAGUACUUUAUCAGCCGAAUGAAUCCGUAUUCGCCCGAGCUGAACUACUUCCUGGCCUACCAGUACUGCCGCUCGCUCGGCCUGCAGCUGGCGUCGUUCGAGACGAAGGAGAAGGUGGAGUCGAUGACGGAGUACCUGCAGAACGCGGGCUACGGCAAGUACGACUUCUGGACGUCCGGCAACCGGCUCGGCACCCCGAUGUUCCUGUGGAUGAGCACCGGCCUACCGUUCAACGCCACGUUCGAUUACUUCGAGAAGUCGCCGGAAACGGUCGGACUGGACCCGAUGGACCACAACAGCAACACCUCGCCUCAGCGCACCGCCCGCGACAGUAGCAACGAACUGCAGAAGGGCUGCGUGAUCCUGAAGGCCCCCAGCCACCGGUGGGCCCCGGAGGACUGUUCGGCGGUGAAAGACUUCAUCUGCGAGCAAACACGGUGCUACUACUACAACUACGGUAGCAUUCCGGUUUCGUCCGCGCAGGGGUAA